This is a messenger RNA of Phragmites australis (common reed), 1104 nucleotides long. RefSeq names its product xylanase inhibitor protein 2-like. The coding region runs from base 64 to 927 and encodes 287 amino acids. Lineage: Eukaryota; Viridiplantae; Streptophyta; Magnoliopsida; Poales; Poaceae. Gene Ontology annotation, cellular component: extracellular region. The record is from RefSeq and is a predicted model, not a curated record. Gene Ontology annotation, biological process: carbohydrate metabolic process. The transcript has a single exon. Gene Ontology annotation, molecular function: chitinase activity.
UGCCCCGCGCUUACAAUCGUAUCUUGAGAUCGAACACCCAUCCAUCAUAUCGAUUUCACCACAAUGGCCUUCCGUCGCCGUCCAUGCUGCCUCCUAGCUCUUCUCCUCCUCUCCCUGCUGACAGUCGGGCUCGCCGCUGCCGGCCCCGGCGACAUCGCCGUCUUCUGGGGCCGGAACAAGGAUGAGGGCACCCUGCACGAGGCCUGCGACACCGGCGCGUACACCACCGUCAUCAUCUCCUUCCUCAGCGUCUUCGGCCACGGUAGGUACCAGAUCGACCUCUCCGGCCACCCGCUGAACGGCGUCGGCGACGACAUCAAACACUGCCAGUCCAAGGGCAUCCUCGUGCUCCUCUCCAUCGGCGGGCAAGGCGGCGAGUACUCCCUCCCCUCCUCCCAGUCCGCGACGGACCUCGCCGAGUACCUGUGGAACGCCUACCUCGCGGGCUCCCGCGAGGGCGUGGCCCGCCCGUUCGGCGACGCGGCGGUGAACGGCGUGGACUUCUUCAUCGACCAGGGAUCGACGGAGCACUACGACGAGCUGGCCAGGCGCCUAUACAGCUACAACAAGUACUACCGCGGCGGGGGGGUGACGCUGACGGCGACGCCGCGGUGCGCGUACCCGGAUCAGCGGCUGGAGGCGGCGCUGGCGACGGGGCUCUUCAACCGCAUCCACGUCCGGCUGUACGGCGACCAGAGGUGCACGUGGUCGGCGAGGGAGUCGUGGGAGAAGUGGGCAGCCGCGUACCCGGGCAGCCGGAUCUUCGUCGGGGUGGUGGCCUCGCCGGAGGCGGACGCCGACGCCUACAUGUCCCCGAAGGACCUCUACUACGGCGUGCUGCAGUUCGCCCAGAAGCUGCCCAACUACGGCGGCAUCAUGAUAUGGAACAGGUACUACGACAAGAAGACCGGCUACAUGGGCGGCUAACGACCUUCCGACGCUAUAUGAUUCGCUUAAGCUUAAUCUUCAAGCUUGUUUGUAUACAUAUAUAGUAUAUAUAUAUCUAGUGUAAUGCGCAAAUAAAAUGAGGACACAAUGUGGCUAUGUCCACCAGUAUAUGUCUGAUUAAAUAAAUAAGGGAAGUGUACAAUUUACAACCUCCAA